AUGGAGUCCGGUGAUUUGGCGGAGGUGUCCCGCCGAAUCCGGUGUUUGCAGCGGAAGCUGCGUCGUCGCCGCGUGAAGGAGGAUGCGCAGCAAGGCUUUUUAAGCCCCAAGAUGGCAAGCUCAGCACUUAUGGUUUAUGUUUUUAGCGGCCAUGACUUGGAUAUGGCUGCCCAAUUCUUGGCUUUCAAGUUGCGCCUUGCAGAUGACCGCAUGGAAGACAUGCGCUGCAUGUUUGAGCAGGUUUACACGCAAGAGCCAACUCCCCAGAUUGUGGAUUUGAUGAAUGACCGAUGCCUUAUGACCAGGAGCCUGCGAGUGAUGACAGCUGCCUGCACUUUCAUCCUGCAGCGACGCCUGUACACGUGGCUUUGUCAACAAAAUUGCAAGCAUGGAGUGGCUCCCAGCAGGCUUCAAAUGGUCCGACGUGCCCUUGCACUGGUGCCUUUAGAGUGUCCGCUGGAAGUGCAAGCCUCUGUUGCGGCGUCCUUGCGAAGCUCUGCGCGGCAGCAACGGAAGUGGCUGCGCCGUUUCCGACAAGUAUGGGGAGCUCGUUUGGGGGUGCUGAAAAACAUUUCAAGUUUGUCACCCCAGGACAUGCAGGAGAAGGCCUUUGCCUAUUUCCGUUGGGUGAAUGGUGCCUUGGCCCAGAGCGCAAAGGCGCCGUUGAUCAUCAACAUGGACGAGGCUUCUGUAGCGUUCCAUUUGAGUGGCCUGGUUGGUACAGUGUUGAAAACGGGCCCUUUUACUUCAUUACGCCCAGGGGACAGCGUCAAGCUCAGCGCGCGCAGGGGAGCUCUGACCUACAUAGCUUCCAUUUGCGACGAUCCUACAGUCAAUGAUUUGUUGCCCCAGAUAUUGCUCGGAAAUCCUCACCAAUUUGUGCUACGCACAAUACGGGCUGUGCAGUCAGAGCUGCCUGCAAACAUUUUUCUUUGGCGGGAAGAGAGCUCUUGGAACAAUGCUAGGAUCAUGCAGAAAUACAUCGACCUUCUUUGCAGCCGGCUGGGAGGAAUUCUGGAGGAACGGACUGUUUUCCUGGUUGUUGAUAUGGCAGCUUGCCACAUACAGCCAAGCGUCCAUUCGCACGCCUUGGAGCAAGGAGUCAGGAUGAUAUUGAUCCCGGCGGGCAUGACUGCGGUGUUACAGCCCCUAGACGUGUAUGUCUUCAGUCAGUUCCGCUCAAAGAUGCAGGAGUUGUGGCUUGAUUGCAAGGGCGCUGCCGAAGAUGGUGAGGUGACCCUGGCCCUUUGGCUGAAAGUAGUUUCCAAUGCAAUUCAAUUGAUUAUUGCUGGGAAGAAUUGGCGCCGAGCUUUCCAGCGAGUAGGUUUGAUGUCAGGGCAAAGUCUGCUCUCUGCGAAGAUUUUGGAAGCUUUGGGUUGGAGCUCAUGCCCAGCGGUGCCAGAAAUUCUUCCUGCAGUGGGCCAAGCAGUCCUUGCAGAGGAGCUGAAGAACUUGAAGGACCAGAAGAAGAGCUUGCGCGAGGCUAUGAAGAAAAACAAGAUGGACCGCCAGUCUGCAAAGAGACGCGAAAGCCGUCUAGUCAAGGUGCAUUGCGCGACGCCUGCUUGUGUAAUGCCUUUUUAUGUUGAAGCAGGCCGCCAAGCAGCUCUCCACAGCAGAUUUGAAGCGCUUGGUCGAAGCGAAGGAGAAAGCUGA
Molecule: messenger RNA, 1656 nt
Organism: Cladocopium goreaui
Lineage: Eukaryota; Dinophyceae; Suessiales; Symbiodiniaceae
Source: the annotation of a GenBank genome assembly